GCCUUGAAUAAAUGAUGCAUUUAUCAUGUUCAUGGCAAAAAUAAGAAAAACUGGAGGGUGGUUUUAAUAUCAGAGGAUUCCGCGCUUGAAAGUUGGCAGUGCAACAUAGCAGAGAAAAGCACAACUGGACACCAUGCAUCUUUUUGUCCCUUCACUGGAUCUAAAUGUAUAAUCAUACCCAAAAAGGAGCAUUGAAGAAGUUUGCCCUGUGAUCUGUAAAAAUGGUAGGGUCUAGUUUUAGGAUCUGUAAGGGUCGCAUUGGGAAGCGAGGAGGUCAUUUAGGGUUCAUCCAUUACCUCUGCAUUAUAAUCUUCUGUGGCUCUUUACUUGCUUUACUCUUUAUCGACGUCAUUGAAUUAUGGGUGACCUCGCUGGGCAUGAGCAAAGUGGAAGGGUUUCAUAGACUGGUUCUUCCACACAGUAUUCCUCCAACCCGUUCGGAAGAGUACCUGCUUAUGCCGAGCGUCCACGUCUGCGAACGUGCCAAACCUUUCCUCGUCGCUCUGGUUGUAUCCGCACCUCCCAACAGAAAGGCCCGCCAAGCCAUUCGGGACAGCUGGGGUGGGGAAAUACACGUCAGGGGUCACCGAGUCCUGACGCUCUUCGCCGUCGGUCAGCCGUCGGACCCGGUUCUCGGGAAAGAAUUGGUGGAAGAGUCAAAGGAGCGCGGGGAUCUCAUACAGGGUCGCUUCAUUGACUCCUACGCCAACUUAACCCUUAAAACUCUGUCUAUACUGGGAUGGGCGCGCCGUUUCUGCCCACAGGCUCGCUAUCUGGCAAAAGUAGAUGAUGAUGUGCUGUUUAACCCCAGUGCACUUCUGCAGUAUCUCAACCACAGCUUUAAAACGGCAGAAAGUGAACUCGCUGAGCUUUAUUUGGGUCGUGUUCACAUGCAAGUCGCACCGGAUCGCAAUCCUUCCAGCAGACACUUCAUGUCAGAAACGGCAUACGCUGGCGUGGUUUUUCCGGAUUACUGCAGCGGGACGGCGUAUGUACUUUCUCGACCGGCGUUGCUCAAGCUGUCAUUAGCGGCGGUUGCCAUACAAUUACCCAGUCCAUUGCCACCUGAGGAUGUGUUUGUAGGGAUUUGUGCUCACACCGCAGGGAUUACACCGACCCAUUCCCCACUCUUCUCCGGAGGACCCGCUGUACCAUUCAGCCGUUGUUGCUAUCAGACUAUGGUGUCGGUCCACCACACCAAACCAGGGGACAUGGUGCAGUACUGGACACAAGUGCACUCCACCGCCCCGUGCUCAUGGCUGGGCGCGCGGACGUCUCUUGGGGUCUGCAAAGUAAGAGCGCUUCUCGGGACACUGUUGGGGAGAGACUCCUGAAAUGAAACAUCGUCUGAAAAGCCAAAGGGAAA
Rhinichthys klamathensis goyatoka is the source of this 1366-nucleotide messenger RNA. RefSeq names its product UDP-Gal:betaGlcNAc beta 1,3-galactosyltransferase, polypeptide 4 (gene b3galt4). NCBI's taxonomy places the organism in Eukaryota, Metazoa, Chordata, Actinopteri, Cypriniformes, Leuciscidae. The coding region runs from base 222 to 1334 and encodes 370 amino acids. Gene Ontology annotation, molecular function: N-acetyl-beta-D-glucosaminide beta-(1,3)-galactosyltransferase activity. The transcript has 2 exons. The record is from RefSeq and is a predicted model, not a curated record. Gene Ontology annotation, cellular component: membrane.